AUGUCGCUGGCGAUGACGUCCCCCGUCACCAUGAAAUUGAACGCGCAGAGCGCCCCCUUUGCCCAGAGGAGACAGAUGAGUGCUUCCGUGUCUCGGUCGCGCACGGUGACCAUGGCAGCUGCCUCAACCUUUCAGAGCACCAAGGCCCCGGCCACGCUGAAGGCCGCCAACCAGCUCGAGGCCCUGAAGCAGAUGAGCAAGGUGGUGGCCGACACCGGCGAGGUGGAUGCCAUCCGCCGGUACAAGCCCUUCGACUGCACCACCAACCCCAGCCUGGUGUACAAGGCCAUGCAGCUGCCAGAGUACGAGCCGUACCUGCGCGACGCCAUCGCCGCCGAGAAGGAGUCGCACAAGGGUGCCCGCCCCUACGCCUACAUCGCCGACCGCCUGGCGGUCAACAUUGGCGCCGAGCUGUCCAAGCUGGUGCCAGGGCGGGUCUCCACCGAGGUGGAUGCGCACCUGAGCUUCGACACCCAGGCCACGGUGGACAAGGCUCUGCGCCUGAUCGACCUCUACGCCGCCAAGGGCGUGGACCCCUCCAAGAUUUACAUCAAGGUGGCCUCCACCUGGGAGGGCAUUCGCGCCUGUGAGGUGCUGCAAAAGCAGGGCAUCAGCACCAACAUGACCCUCAUCUUCUCCUUCGCGCAAGCCGGGGCAUGCGCCGACGCGGGCGCUUCCCUGAUCUCCCCCUUCGUGGGUCGCAUCCUGGACUGGUACAAGAAGGCAAAUGGGCACGACUAUGCGCCUCACGAGGACCCGGGUGUGGAAAGCGUGAAGCGCAUCUACUCCUACUACAAGCAGUACGGGUACGACACCAUCGUCAUGGCCGCCUCCUUCCGCAACAUCGGCGAGAUCCGGGAGCUGGCAGGGUGCGACAACAUCACCAUCUCCCCCGCCCUGCUCGCCGAGCUGGAGGCCUCCACCGACCCCCUGCCCUACGCGCUGUGGCCCACCCAGGGCGGCUCCACCGACCCCCACUACGACCUGUCGGGCAAGGCGGAGGGCACCUUCCUGCAGAUGCAUGGCGAGGACCAGAUGGCGCUCGACAAGCUGGCAGAGGGCAUCAAGGGUUUUGCCGCCGACCAGGACAAGCUGGAGGUGCAGAUUGCCAAGGCCAUGGGCGCCUGA
This is a messenger RNA of Auxenochlorella protothecoides, 1128 nucleotides long. RefSeq names its product Transaldolase. The record is from RefSeq and is a predicted model, not a curated record. The transcript is spliced from 5 exons. Gene Ontology annotation, biological process: pentose-phosphate shunt, non-oxidative branch; pentose-phosphate shunt; carbohydrate metabolic process. Gene Ontology annotation, cellular component: intracellular anatomical structure; cytoplasm. The coding region runs from base 1 to 1128 and encodes 375 amino acids. NCBI's taxonomy places the organism in Eukaryota, Viridiplantae, Chlorophyta, Trebouxiophyceae, Chlorellales, Chlorellaceae. Gene Ontology annotation, molecular function: transaldolase activity.